Messenger RNA from Strongyloides ratti, 270 nucleotides. RefSeq names its product Barrier-to-autointegration factor. The transcript has 2 exons. Gene Ontology annotation, molecular function: DNA binding. The record is from RefSeq and is a predicted model, not a curated record. NCBI's taxonomy places the organism in Eukaryota, Metazoa, Nematoda, Chromadorea, Rhabditida, Strongyloididae. The coding region runs from base 1 to 270 and encodes 89 amino acids.
AUGUCUACUUCUAUCAAGCAUACUAACUUUAUUUCUGAAUCUAUGGGAGACAAAAAUGUUACUGAGGUAGCUGGUAUUGGCCCAACAUAUGGUAAAAAAUUAGAAGAUGAUGGUUUCAAAAAAGCAUAUCAUUUGUAUGGACAAUUUUUAAUUUUGGAUAAAGACAAGGAAUUAUUUUCUGAGUGGCUCAAAGAUACAUAUGAAAUUAGUGCCAGAUAUGCUAAUAUAUGUGCUGAUUGCCUUGCAGAGUAUGCUGAACAACAUUUGUAA